GUCUUUGUUCUGGAUGCAUCUGUUCUUCCUCAAGUUCAGUCAUUUGGCCAGAAAUCAGCAAAAGAAUCAUCACUACUUGACACUAAAAUGCCAGUCCCAAGGAAAAGAACUACUAUGCUAUGGGAUAGGAGCUUAGAAGAUGUGAUUGAAGAUGAUGAGGAACAGCACAUGUCAAGAGAAGAAGCAUUGCAGCAACAUGAAGCUAAUCAAGUUUGUAUGGGAAAAGAAAACUAUAUGGAACGAGAACGGCUUGAAGAGGAUACUGAAAGACGUCUGGAAAUCUUCAAGGAACUUGUAAAGGAUUAUAUUGAAAACACAGAUGAAGGAUAUAAAGACAGGCCUGGCAGUGAGCAAGCUGAACCUCCUGGUACUUUUACCUUUAAUGAAAACCAUAGCAUUGGGCCUGGUGCCUACACUGAUCUUGAGGGCGUUAUUGCUUCUCUGCAGGAUGAUGUUGCGGAUAUCAAAAAGCAAGCAGAAGAAGCACACAAGUACAUUGGGAACCUAGAGAAACAACAGAAAGCUAUAGCUUGGCUUGAGAAAGAACUGGGAAAAACUACCACUGAGCUAACUAAGACCAAAGAAGAGCUGGCAAUGAAAAGCAAGGAACUAAUCAAAGCUGAAGGAGAGCUGGCAAAGAAAAGCAAGGACAUUCAAACACAGAUGAUAAAAUUAGCUGAGACGUCUGAGCAGCUUAAAGAAGCAGCUGAGAAAAUGAAUACACAGAAUGAAAGGACUGAAGUACUAAUGGACACUGCGGAGCAAAAAGAUGAUGCUAUUAUGAGACUACAAGAUUUGAUAUCCCUUUUUGAAGAAACCAUAAAAGACUAU
Neopsephotus bourkii (Bourke's parrot) is the source of this 831-nucleotide messenger RNA. Its product is annotated as kinesin-like protein KIF20B. The annotation marks the transcript as partial. The transcript is spliced from 5 exons. NCBI's taxonomy places the organism in Eukaryota, Metazoa, Chordata, Aves, Psittaciformes, Psittacidae. The record is from RefSeq and is a predicted model, not a curated record.